UGACAAUGCACUUUCUACUGCAAUUUUAAAGCGUUUAAGGACAGCAGCGUUUUGCAGCUCAAGCUCCUGCCAAAUUUGCUCCUCAUCAAAAUGUUCCACCACAAGCUUUGCCAGGGGACUGGCGUUAAAACCACCGGGCUCCUGUGAUUUGUGCAGGUCAUAGAGGCUUUUGGUAAUCGAUGUGAAGUCAGCGGCCACUUCAUUCUGGAGGCUGCAAAAGUAGUCAAGCAAUGAGAGCGACGAAUUCAAGGUAAACAGGCUCCACGAGAAACACUCGAUCUGCGUUUGGUUCCGGGGCUUGAAAAUGGCGUCUACAAUGUUGAAGGUUGUGGCUGCAGGUCUUCCCAGAUGUUGCCGCCUGCUGAGAAUGCACUCGACAACAGCCGCCCUCCACCAAGGCCUUCCCGGCUCUCUGUGGAAGCUUGGAAGGCUGAACCACAUCGCCAUCGCUGUGCCUGACAUAGACAAGGCCACAGCAUUGUAUCGAGACACUUUGGGAGCCACAGUAAGUGAGAAAGUGCCCCUCCCGGAACAUGGUGUGUACACUGUGUUUGUGGAGUUGGGCAACACAAAGCUAGAGCUGCUCCAUCCCCUCGGCGACAAGAGUCCAAUUGCUGGCUUCCUGCAGAAGAACAAGGCUGGUGGCAUGCACCACAUCUGCAUCGAGGUUGACAACAUCAAUGCAGCAAUAGCGGACCUCAAAGCCAAAAACAUCAGAACUCUAUCAGCCGAGCCCCGGAUCGGAGCUCAUGGAAAGCCAGUGAUGUUCCUCCACCCUAAAGACUGUGAUGGUGUGCUGGUGGAGCUCGAGGAAGCAUGAACUUGCUCCAUUAGAUCCGUAUAUGUUCAGGAAGAAUUCAGACGUGGUACCAGCUCUUUUGACCGGUGUGUGCAUUUGUAUUUUCUCACAUUAAAUCCUACUCUUCAGUUCAAAUCCAAACUGUUGAUUUGAUUUGUGGGUAACACAACUUAACAGUAUGGCUUUGGUAAUUGUGAUGGUUUUUCUGUAUUUUUCUUAACGUGAGAAAACAACUUCAGCAAUUCAUCACUAUCAAGAGUAAAGUUCAGGCUUGCUUCACCUAAUGCUGGUCUCCUUCAAAACUAGAUGAUUAUUUCUCUCCUCUGUUGAAAGCCAAGUUUGAAUUUAGAACGGUCGUUGGAACAAUAUUCGCCAUGACAACUUUCCCUGAUGUGACAUUGAACUAUGAAACUAGAAUCAAGUGGUUCAUGCUGCAGCCUCACAGAGGUCUAAGGUUCAAUACCAAGACCACACUGAAGAUAAAACAAACUGCUAGUGUGUUUAAAUUAAAGCAUUUCAGCUGUCUUUUUAAAUUUAUUUAGCACUCAACACCUAUUACACCUGAAGUCUUAAUUUCCAAUGUUGUGAGUCGUUUACAACCAUCCUGUGUACGUGACAUUUGGCAUUGCAGGGCCGAUCCACUACAUUAAAAAGAAGUGUUGUUGCAUAAAUGUCCAUCUGUCCACAGAUUAUAAUUAGAAACAUUCCGUAGAGCAGAACUUUCUCUGAAAAAGGAAGUAAAACUGCGAUUAUCUGAAAUUGAACUUUUGUUGUUGCAGCUGCCACAUACAGUACAACUAACUUGGUAACUUUGACUCCAUACAACAUUUAAAUACUCACAUCAGACUCAAAAAGGCACUGUAUAAACAAAAUACAUCACUAUUAUAAUAGAAACAAAAACAGGCAAAUGAUUUCAGAGGGUUUGGUUUAUUAAGAUAGAACAGCUUUGGGCAAUAAACAGAAAAUGUAUCGUUACUAUCAAGCGUGAGGCUACAGGACGUAAUCGAGAUUCUCAGAACACACGAUCAGAGUAACAUGGAGGACAUGCGGUCCAAGCUUGACCAAUAUCAGAGCUUUAAAUUACCAGCAGAAGCAUGCAAACAUUGUACAUUGUAUUUGUGUAUAAGAUAAGAAACAAUAUAUUCUCAGAGUGGAUUUAACUGGAUUCUUUGCCCAAAGUGUGUUUGUCAAACAGGUACUCUGCCAUGCCGUUUUGAGGGGCCCCCAUGCGCCGCAGGUUGGUCACCCAGUCUCCCAGUUCUUUGAUGGAUUUCACCUGCUCGUCCAGAUAGUGGGUUUCAAUGAAGUCGCACAGCUGAAGAAAAAUGAAUCAACACAAACAUGAGUCGCAGCAAAUGCUAUCCAAAAUCAACAACCCACUCCACUGGUGGACAAUUACAUCAUUACCAGACAUUUGAACGUUGAAGAGCUGAGCGAUAACUAAGACGGUGGACUCACGUGUGGGUCAUUGUGGUCAGAGCAGAGCUUGUGCAGGUCAAGUAGUGACUGGUUGACACUCUUCUCCAACUGCAA
This is a messenger RNA of Synchiropus splendidus (mandarinfish), 2332 nucleotides long. It is a transcript of the gene mcee, whose product is annotated as methylmalonyl CoA epimerase. Lineage: Eukaryota; Metazoa; Chordata; Actinopteri; Syngnathiformes; Callionymidae. Gene Ontology annotation, molecular function: methylmalonyl-CoA epimerase activity. The record is from RefSeq and is a predicted model, not a curated record. Bases 305 to 820 code for a protein of 171 amino acids. Gene Ontology annotation, biological process: L-methylmalonyl-CoA metabolic process. Gene Ontology annotation, cellular component: mitochondrion. The transcript has 4 exons.